AUGCAGCCAUGUUGAAAACAUCACUAUGUAUGGAAGAUCUGUCAACCCCGCCUUUCCUCCAACACACUCUAUGAACAGUAAUUCUACUAGGUCAAAGGCCAUAUCAAGUCACAAAGGUCAAAGGACACCAACUCCAUUGAAAAGAGAUGAUGGAUCAAGAAAUAAAUGGGGUAAAACUGAAUCAGGUGAAAAGAGCAAGCAGUCUAGGGUCAAAGGUCAUGAUCUAGCAGCUACUGGGAAGAGUCUUCAUGUUCCUGUUUAUAAACCUAUGCAAGCUCCUGUGAGUCCACAGAAGUCUGAUGUCUUUCAUAAGUUGUUAUCAUCAGAGCUUCAUCCUGGUCAGACAAAAUCAAAUGAGCUUGAACUUCGACCUCUUCACUUCAAAUGCAGCUGUGGAAAUCUGAAGAACCGAAAGCCAGGUAUUGUUUCACCAAUCCAGUCAUCAUCGUCUUCUUGGUCCUCUAGUGAUGAAAGUGAGGAUGAGGGAGAGAAUGAUGAGCAGGAUCAGAGAGGCUAUGAUGUCGCAGAUUUGAUAAAGCUCCUGAUCAUACAGGAGACCAAGCAAGGGCCGCAGAGGUUGGGGAGCAUCCUCAGAAAUCUUGCCAGGAGCGUGACUAUUGGAGAAGAUGUGACAGAAGUCCAACUCCAUCAGCUCCUUCGUCUGUUGACAAGCCAUAUUGGAUGCGUCAGGGAAGCAGCAUUGUUAACCCUAAAACAGGCAGGAAAGAUAUCUCAUCUAGCCAGUAUGCUGUUAGAAUCAGGUGCCUUAGGCAGGGUAGUCAUGCUGCUCCAUGGGGAAGAUGAAGGUGUUGUUAUCAUCGCUGGAUGCCAGUUUCUAGAAGAGAUCACAAGCCACAAUGCCUUGAAAGAUCUUUGGCUAGAGGAGAUGAUAGUCACUGGCCUGACCGUUUUGAUUGGUCUGUUAUCAAGAGAUGGGAGGAGCCAAGCCACUACCUCUGUCCAAUCAGAGCGGGCAGCUGCCUGUCUUCUGAGCAAGCUAGCCAAUCACCUUCAACUAGGUAUCAUGAUGUUGGAUCAUGGCAUGGAUGACAUUGAGGUGGCCUUCAGGAAGCAGUCAGCUAUCAGGGAACCAAUCACAGAACUGUUAACCAAUCUGAUCCGUCAUAAUGAUCACACCGCUGGAGGAGUCCUCAAUUAUAAGUUUACAUCCCUUGUUGCAGUGGCACUCAGAGAUGGUCCUUGCUGUGUUCAGUGCAAAGCGAUGGAUUUCUGUAGAGAGCUGUGCAUGUAUGAAGCUGGUAUCCAUGCUCUAAUCAAAGACACUAUGUUACUAGCGACUUGUCUUCAAGUCUUGAAAUCAACUAACUGCAGGUAUGUCCGAAGACUAGGCACCUCCACUCUGGAUGCCCUCCUCAGAGGGUCAAACACCAGGCAACUCCAGGCAUUCUUCAAUCAAACAGACCUAGCAUUCAAUGAGAGGACCCAAGUCCAUCUAGAUCCCAAUCGUCGGAGAGCAAAGGAUGUGUGGAUACCCCUGACCAAACAGACCUUUGAGAUAGAGUAUGGUGAUGGAGAUCAGGAAGAACGGAAGGGAGUUGAUGAGAAGGAGAAGAAGAUGAAGUCUGGAGUCAAGGAGAUAGUGGACCUGGUUGUACAUGUGAUUCUAGUGGAAGGUAAAAUCCACACAGAUGAGAAGAGCAAUGUGACAGAUGUGAGGUUCCGGCCGACUCAUGAUGAUAUCUCGUGUCUUCAAGAAGCUGUUAACUGUCUGAAAUCUUUAGCAAACAUGUCUGAGGCAAUCAUGAGUUCCAACUCAACGCAUUGUCUUCUGGUCUCCCAUGGCUCUCUUUGCCUUAUUGAUCUCCUUCACACCUUCUCAGCAACAGUCUUUGGUUUCACCAAUUGUGUUACCCCAGACACCGACAGGCAGCAGCGAAACCCAGAGGCACUCUAUCUUCAGGCAUCUAUGAAGCUCUGGCAAGGAGCAACGAAAAGGACAGACUCCAUUGUAGAUGUCCAGGAGUUCUAUGACAAAUCUAAGCUGAGUUUUGUUCGGUCAGUCCUGGAAUUUUUAUUGGGUUUGGCCGAAGCAUCGUGCAAUAGAUGGAGUAGGCAGUUAGUUAGACAGCUUGAAGAGCAAGUUCUUGAAUCAACCAACUGGAUAGAGGAUGGCAGUGACUCUACUGCUCUCCCUGCACAGUAUAAGUACAUUGAGAGCAUAGGUCAAGCUUUUCAUGACAGGGGACUCCCCAAUAGCAGAGGGAUCAAAGAACGAAGGUCAAAGGUUAAAUUUGCAUGGGACGAAAAUAACGAUCACAAUGUUGGGGUCAGCGCUUUGCCAUGUGGCCCAAAACCUCAUGGGUCAAAUUCAAACAAUAGUAAUAACAAGAGUAAUAACAGAAGACAUAACAAUCAGUGGGAAACCUCUGUCAAAGGAAACGGUUAUGAACAUGGCAAUGGUGAUGACCUGGAAGUGUCCCAGAGGAGGCAGCUGGUGGUCAAGAAGGCACUGGUUAGGGGUGGGGUCUGUGAAACGGUUUCAUCAUGGAUGGCGUGUGGAGAGGAGAGAUUAGAGGAAGUAGCAUGUGAUGUGAUACAGUGUGUAAUUCAACCUCAGGAUCCUGAAGAAAUCCAUAGGUUUGCUACCGAAUCAUCAAAACAGCUCAACCCUGCCCAGAGACAUCAUGCUAGAGCCCAGGAGAUGGCCGACAGCCUGGCUCAAAGGGAUGCUCUCCUCUCAAAGAUCCUAUCUCAGAUGUCCAUGGAGACAGCUGACCUCGUGUCAGACAGUCUCCUGGUCAAAGGUCAAGAUGGGGUCAAGGGUUACAGUGAGGUGAAGAAAGAUGAGAAACCCAAGAUUAGCAAGAAGAAAAGAAAAGAUGAUGAUGCUACUUCUGUAAGUAGUACGUCAACUUCAGCGACAGCAUCAAAGCUACGUAACAAGCAUUCGGUAUCUGCUUACAAACCAACAGUUAAAUCAGACAAACCGCUGGCACACCAGACUAGCCUUACUGUUCUGGAUGUUAUUGGGAAACAGCUGGUAAAGAGUCUAAGCCAUCAAUCUUCAUCUGAUGUCAAAAGAAAGCAGUUAUUAGUGCUUUAUGAUCUAGUGGCACAUGGAGAUGUUGUUAUGCAUAUGACACUGGCAUCUUAUGGACUACACUCAUAUUUGAUACAGUAUAUCCAGAAGAAUGUGCAAUACUCGGUUAAUAUCCUCAUUUGCCUUACUAUUCUACGCAAUAUGAUGGGAGACCAGCGAAUCAAGCAGCUCUUCAUCUCAGAGGGUGGGGAGAAGUUCCUUCAACGGGUCGUCAAGGCAACAAAAGGAGCAGUCAAACUCCAUGCUGAGAGGUUUUUAUCAUUCUUAUCUCAAGGUAUGUACAAUACUGUGAGGAAAUAUUUCUCUUCUUCUUGUAUUGUAAAAUCAAAUAAAAUACCUUAACAUUUUUCACCACAAAUCAGCAAAGUGAAAGGUUUGUGCUGUGUUGUUUUAUGACUUAUUUCUUUCAAGUCUCGCACGAUUUUAAGACAAAAUUUGAGAUGAAAUCUUAAGCAGUUUUGAAAUCAUGCAACAUUAUGUAAGUGUAUAUCAGACAAUUGCUUGAAAACAUUUGUGUACAAAUCCGAUCUAAAUCCUGUUACUAGCCAAAAUUCAUAACUGAAUAUUUAUUAUUGAUUUAACUGAUAAAAGUUGAUUAAUUUCAUGGUUUUUUUGAUUGGGAAAACAUUUUUCAUAAAAAAAUUAUUAAAAACAAAAUGUUGGAAAAAAACAACAACAAUAAAAUACAACAUUUUGAUACUGAUUAUAUUUUUUAUGUACAUAUUAUCAAAAUAGCACUUCAAGGGCUUUAUUUAGUCGCUUGGCAAGUAAAAGGGCAAUAUCACAUUAUUAUUACAGAUACAGAUACAGAUACAGAGUUAUUUAUAUAAUAGAAAACAAUUUGUAUGUAUAGAUGGUAUUAAUUCUAGAUUGCUAACACUUAAUGCAGGUGUUCCGCAAGGAUCCAUUUUAGGCCCGUUAUUUUUUCUAUUAUAUGUUAACGAUAUGCAAUAUGUUGUUUGAAGGUUUGCAUGGUGGUAUGUACAAUCGCUGAUGUGGUUUACGGUACACCAUGUGAAGUGUUGUAGAAACAGUGGAUAGGAGAAGAGAAGAAAUGGAUAGGCGAGAAAGUAGAGAUUUGAGAGUAGAGUAUUCUUUCUUGAAAGUAGUCCUGAAAAGGACUGUAAACCAGGAAAGAUUGAUGAGUUGAGAACAGCUUGA
Messenger RNA from Lytechinus pictus (painted urchin), 4222 nucleotides. RefSeq lists its product as uncharacterized. The record is from RefSeq and is a predicted model, not a curated record. Bases 26 to 3403 code for a protein of 1125 amino acids. The transcript is spliced from 14 exons. NCBI's taxonomy places the organism in Eukaryota, Metazoa, Echinodermata, Echinoidea, Temnopleuroida, Toxopneustidae.